Molecule: messenger RNA, 2620 nt
Organism: Dreissena polymorpha
Lineage: Eukaryota; Metazoa; Mollusca; Bivalvia; Myida; Dreissenidae
Exons: 5
Coding region: 262-1935 (557 amino acids)
Molecular function (GO): zinc ion binding; protein binding
Source: RefSeq, a predicted model, not a curated record
UGACAGUUUACAUCGUGACGUAGUGAGACUGGUCACUAGUCCCACAAAACAAUGCCGCAAAGAGCUUUUAGGGUUAUACGUGAGACAAGGUUUUACAAGUUCACAUAAGAUUUUCUGAGUCAUGUUAUAAGUGGUAAUUGUUGAUCUUAUAUAACUAGUAUAUAAUAUAUAUGUAUGUAUCAUAUGUUUAUAUACUGAUGCAGAUUUGUUUGUAAUUAUAGUGUCAGAAAGUGACUUUGUUAAAACUACUUAAUCUACAAAAUGGCAACAAGUUCUCAGUCUUCAGUUGAGCCCAGUUCUAAUGAAGUGAAGGACUAUAUUUGUAAUGCCUGUGAAGACCAGAAUAAUGCUGAGACCAGUGCUGAUUUCUAUUGUAAACAGUGUGAACGAUUUUAUUGUGGAAACUGUAUUGAUCCACAUGGUAAAGCCUUGGCUAAACAUACUACAUUUGGAAGGGUCGAAAUAGAUAAAUGGCCAGUUUCAAAAAAGGUGGUGGAUUUUCUACAUACUUGUGAUGUUCAUAAGGAACAUAAAAUUGACCAAUUCUGCAACCUGCACAAACAGCUGUGCUGCCCUCAGUGUGUAUCUGAUCAACACAGCCAGUGCAGAAAAGUGACCCAGAUUUCGGAGCUGACCAACUCACAGCCCACAGGCUUAGAGGGGCUCUCAGUGGAGCUGGAAACUGUCCUGGGGGAAAUUAAAACCCUGCAGAUCAGUCAGGAGGCCAGCAUUCAGUCAUUGCAGAGAACAUACAAGGAACAUAGGGAAGUUAUGAUAGAGCAAAUGUGUUGCAAUUUAAAUACUUAUAUAGAUGAGUGUGAUAAUAAUUCUGUGGGUACAUCAGGCGGAAAUGAGCAAUAUUUAAAAGAAGAGAUGUGUAGGAGUGUUCUCUUUAUCGUGAAUGAAUUCGAUAAUAUUACUGCGAAGGAACUUAACGAGAUAAGAGAAGAAGUUAUAAGCAUGACAGGGUCAGUUACAAGUUCUAUUCAUAAAUGCACCAGUCUUCACAAUGACUUGUCACAAUUACUUGAAAUCGUUCAGAAAAUUGGAGAUAAUAAGGAGCUCUGCCUUAUAGCCAACAUAAAAUGUAAGCAUAUAAUACAACAGGCAUUGACUCUGCUAGGAAAGUCAGGCAAGGCAUUAAAUCUCCAGAUUAUUACUGAGCACAAUGUUAGAAUACCAAGUGAUAAAGUUGUAUGUGAUAUCAGAGGCAUAUGUGUUCUUCCCGAUGGGCAGGUACUGGUUGUAGACUGGAAUAAUGACAAUGUCAAGCUGCUGAACCAGCAGUACCAGGUGGUGAGUCACUGGGAUGUGAAAGCUAAGCCAUUGGACAUUUGUUUGAUCACACCCAGUGAGGUUGCAGUGGCUGUGAAUACUAGUAACAUACAUGAGGUCCAGUUCAUCACUGUCAACCAGGGAAAGCUUGUUUCUGGCAGGAAGUUUCAGUUACAACAUGAAUGUAGAGGUAUUGGCCAUCACCAAGGAGACCUUUUUGUCACCUCUGGUCAAGAACUGUACAAAUACUCACUGAAUGGCAAACUGAUCUGCAGACUCUACCAAGAUAGAUCAGCUGAUUGGACAGUAGACAAGUGUGCUGUGAGUCCCACAGGAGACAGGCUGUACAUCAUCAGCUACUGGCAGCACAAGCUUCUCACCCUGGCCAGGGAUGGCACACUCCUGGCUACAUACACAGACCCAGCACUAUGGCGCCCACAAUGUCUACAUGUGACCCCUGCAGGCCAGGUGCUGGUCUGUGGAGUCUGGUCCCACACUGUACUACAGGUGGGCUGGGAGGGGCAGAGUAAGCUGACUACGCUGGCUACUGAGGAGUAUGGAGUGUGGGACCCAGAGUCAGUCUGCUACAGCAGCACAACAUCCUCCAUCAUUGUGGGACAGGACUGGGACGACAACAUCCUGGUGUUCAGAGUGGAAUAGUGUGUACAUUUGCUGCUGGGUCGGGACAACGAUGCUGAGGAUGUGGGGGACAAGCAUGACGCAGAAGCAGAGCACCAGCAUUGAUAUCGAGUUGGCCCAGCAACCGCACGAGUCCCGCCUGCAGGAGCCCCAGUCCAGAACAACCCUUCCCCUCCCCUGACUUCUAACUCCUUCCCCUUGACCUCCUGACUGAAAAAGUCAGCAUCGUUGAACAACUCCGUUCUGCAGGAAAUUCUGAGCAUGAUUCUGGUCAAACGUCGAGUUGUCCACACAUAAGCCUGGGUAGUUUUGUUAAGCUAGAGUUCCGCGUGGGCCUGAGAGGGACGAGUUUUACAGACACGAAAAGUUAUAGCAGUAGUUAUGGUAACGCUAACAGUCAGUUGUUGCUGUUGGACAUCACAACAAAUAUCCUGAAGAACAAAAAGUUCAAUAACUUGUUCCAAUCUUUAUGGGACAAACAGAAAUUGAACGGGAGAAAAUCAAGGAACAAUAAAAGCGUAAGCUUUCCUAGUGGGAUGCUUCUGCUGUUGAUAGUUUAGACGACAGUAGGGUUACGGACUGCCCCAGAUUGUCCAUUCAGCGGCCAAAAUAUCAUAAUAGAAUGGACUUUUGGCAAUAUUACCGACAAAGAAAGGCAGUAAUGACUUGGUUGUGAAUACCCAGAGCACGAUACAUCCAUGCUGAC